Molecule: messenger RNA, 5872 nt
Organism: Aspergillus alliaceus
Lineage: Eukaryota; Fungi; Ascomycota; Eurotiomycetes; Eurotiales; Aspergillaceae
Product: chromatin segregase YTA7
Exons: 3
Coding region: 469-5445 (1658 amino acids)
Biological process (GO): positive regulation of transcription by RNA polymerase II
Cellular component (GO): nucleus
Molecular function (GO): chromatin binding; ATP binding; ATP hydrolysis activity
Source: RefSeq, a predicted model, not a curated record
GCCCAUUGUUAAUUCGAUGUUUGUCAUCGUUACUCGUGUGAUUUUUGGGGGGGACCGUUUGACCUGGUCAUCUUUCGCUCGUUUCUAAUUCUUCUUCUUCCUCCUUUUUUAGUCACUGGAUGCGACUGAUCGUUUUCUUCCCGUCCCCGGCUUUGGUCGUGAGAUUCACUACGAUUUCUCUCUCCCGGGGCCCUGCGCUUUGCGCUUCGCCGUAGCCCCGUGGUAUAUAUAACCACUUCUCCAUCACGGGCUUCACGUCAUUCCCAGGUAUUGAUGCGUGCGUCUUUGCUAGGGAGCUUAGAAAUCUGUCGGAUUUUAUGAAAAACAAUACCAGUCUCGUACUGAAUGGCAGUGUCUGUUUGGGUCUGUUUACUUCUUGUUUAAUUGACCAUUGACGAUACGUUCUACCCUUUUCUAUUCACUUUGACUACCGGAGUACCACGCCCCAAGCCUUUUUGGCGCGACACCAUGGCCCGUGUGAAGCGCUCAAUUGAAGAGAUCGCCAACAAGUCCGACUCGGACGAUGACGACUACAGCGAUCACCCUCGCCGCUCUGUCUCGAGGUCGAAAUCGAGAAAAAAGUCCAAACCGUCGAGCAAGAGGCCUCGUCGCCGCUCCAACGAUGACAUUGUAACCGACGAUGAUUUUUUCAGUGAAGAUGACGAGCUCUCAUUCCAAGAGUCAGAAGAGGAAAUCGAUACCAACGCUCAGAGGAAUGCGAGAGGCCUGGUCGCGCGAAGGGCGGCCACGAACCGGCCACUUUACAACGAGCCUGAUUCGAGCAGCGUAGACGACGAAAACGAUGAAGAAUCCGAACUCCCUUCACCGAAGAAACGCAAAAGCGCCGUGGUUACGCUGAAGUUGGGAGAUGCUCUGAAACGACAGCCGCAGCAAGACCAAGCGAAUCGCCGAGUCACCCGACGUACACGAGGUGCGUCAGAAGAUAUCUACGCGCUCACUAAUUCGGGUCGCCAUGUAGAAACUGUCGAACGUGGUACGCAUAGCCCGGAGGCUGAGAUAAUACGUCCGAAUCGCCGCGGAUCUCGCUCCUUGAAGCAGGUUCCCGUGGUUGUGGAAGAAGAGGAAGAGACUCAGGAGAAACAAGAAGAGUAUAUCGAAGAGACAACCACGGAGAUCAAGGGCUCUCAAGUUGAGAUCAUGGAGAGUGCACAGGGAAGCUUCGCCGAAGAGGCCAUACCGGCCGGGGACGGCCAGCAAGGAGCGGCAGAAGCUGAGGAGGGAUUUGUUCCCGAGUCUGAGAAUGAAGAUGCGAACAACGAAGAUGAUGACGACGAAGAUGAAGGCCCAAUAACUAGGAGGAGAACGCGACCGAAUAGAGGUCAGCAAACCGAGGAGCCAGAGCAGCCGGAUGAGGAGGAACCCCAAGGACCCCGUCGCUCUAGCCGGAAAAAACCAAGAAGUUCUCAACGCAAGCGACAAGACGAAGAGAGCGACUUCGAACCCGAAGAGGGAGACUCAAACGAUGAUGAUGAGGCAUCCCAAUCUGGAAAAUCCAACGGCUCCCCCCGCAAAGCCAGUCAAGCACGCGAUGAUGAAGAGGACAGCACCGUCGGGCGGCGUCCUGGUCUUCGAAAGAGGGCGUCCCGAUCUCGUGGACAAUCCGAAGCAGCGGCUGAUAUUGCAGAGGAGCUCGCCGAGGAACUAGAGGAUCUUAGGGGUGGCCGACCUCGCAGAAGAUUGCAGACAGACAUUGUGUACGAAAAACCGCGGCGCAGCCGGAAGGAUGUCGACUAUCGAAUUAUUCGGCCGGACCUCAUUCUACCCAUCGAGGAAGCUGAGAACGAGGUCAAUGAGUCGCCUUCGCGCCGCGGUGGUCGCGGCGGCGGCGGUGGCGGCAGCUGGCAACGAACCCUAUUCCCGACUUAUGGGCCUUUCGGGGGUGGUGGCCCGGCUGCGAUCCUAGCUCCACCAGGGGCACCUGCCGCGACCGGAGGAGUUGACAGUGAUAGCAGCGAUGAUGAAGGGAUGCAACAUCCACGCGGCUCUGUUGCUGGGGUGGGGUCUACUCUUGGGCCACAUGGUGCUGGUCUCCUCCCCGGCCAGACUCAGACCCAUGCAGCCGACACUACGCAGGGUCUAUCUGGGACACCGGCAAACCUGGGUAAAGUUAAGGAUAAGCAGGCGCUUGCGGAUGCAGACCCAUUGGGUGUGGAUAUGAGUGUCAACUUCGAUAGUGUUGGAGGCUUGCAGGGACAUAUCGAUCAGUUGAAGGAGAUGGUGUCUCUACCUCUGCUGUACCCAGAGAUUUUCCAGCGUUUCCACAUUGUGCCACCUAGAGGAGUUCUCUUCCACGGUCCUCCUGGCACGGGUAAGACCCUUUUGGCCCGGGCGUUGGCGAACAGUGUCAGCUCUGAGGGUCGUAAGGUCACAUUCUACAUGAGGAAAGGAGCCGAUGCACUAAGUAAAUGGGUGGGUGAGGCUGAAAGACAACUGCGACUGCUAUUCGAAGAAGCUCGCAAAACCCAACCUAGCAUUAUCUUCUUCGAUGAAAUUGAUGGUCUGGCACCUGUACGAUCAAGCAAGCAGGAGCAGAUCCACGCAUCCAUCGUCUCCACAUUACUAGCGUUGAUGGAUGGGAUGGACGGCCGUGGUCAAGUGAUUGUUAUCGGUGCCACCAAUCGACCAGAUUCGAUAGACCCUGCUCUCCGCCGCCCUGGUCGAUUCGAUCGCGAGUUCUACUUUCCCUUGCCGAAUGCAGAAGGUCGACGCGCAAUUCUUAACAUUCAUACCAAGGGUUGGGACCCACCCCUCCCGGAUGGUAUUAAGGAUGAGUUGGCCGAGAUUACCAAAGGUUAUGGAGGAGCCGACCUUCGUGCACUUUGCACAGAAGCCGCCCUCAAUGCAGUACAAAGAAAAUACCCUCAGAUCUAUAAGUCUGAUAAAAAACUACUCAUUGAUCCGAAGAAAAUCGAUGUUACCCCUAAGGAUUUUAUGCUUGCGAUCAAGAAGAUGGUUCCGUCGUCAGAGAGGUCCACGUCAUCCGGUGCUUCGCCGCUUCCCAAGGAAGUCGAACCCUUACUCCGUCAACCUCUGGCAGACCUCAGGGCCCUGUUGUCCGAAACUCUUCCACAAAGAAAGCGGCUCACUGCUCUGGAAGAGGCACAGUUUGAGGAGCCCGAGGGUGCUGGAAGCUUCCAACGCGAACAGAUGCAGCAGGACUUCGACCGGUCGCGGGUAUUCAGGCCUAGGAUGCUGCUUCGCGGGCUAAUUGGCAUGGGGCAACAGUACUUAUCAGCUGCCAUUUUGCAUCACUUUGAAGGGAUGCACGUGCAGUCGUUUGAUCUGCCCACUCUCCUUAGCGACUCGACUCGGUCUCCAGAAGCAGCCGUCGUACAGCUCUUUUCAGAGGUCAAGAGGCACAGGCCAAGUGUAAUAUACAUUCCCAACAUCGGAAGUUGGACCGAGACAGUCGGCCCAGCCGUCCUCUCAACCUUCACGGGCUUGCUACGGUCAAUCCCACCCACUGAUCCUAUUCUGCUGCUCGGAGUCCAGGAGUUGACUGGAGAAGAAACCGACAAUGGGUUGCUGCGGCUGCUGUUUGGGUUCUCUAAGAGAAAUUUUUAUGACCUGAAAGCACCGGGUAGUGAAGCGCGGUACGAGUAUUUCAGCAAGGUGGUUGAGUACAUUAAGACUGCACCCGCGCAUUUCCCGGAUCCUGAGAACCGUAAGAAGAGGGAACUUGAGCCCUUGGAGGUUGCGCCUCCACCACCGCCCAAGCCCGCCACGCCACUCACUAAGGAGCAGCUGAAAGCUCAGAAAAAGAAAGACCACCAAAUGCUGAACCUUCUGAAGAUCAGGAUUCAGCCUAUCAUGGACCAAAUCAAGAAGUACAAACGGUUUAGGACCGGUGUUAUCGAUGAGUCUCAGAUCCGCUACCUCUGGGAGGAAGAGAAUCCGAACAUCGUCACAAGCGACUUGCCGAUAGAACAGCGAACUACCUUCCGGCCGUUUGAAAAGGCUUACGACAAACAUGGUGUUCCGGGACUUUGGGAAACCGUGUCGGGUAAGUUCUUCUAUAAUAUGGAAAUCGUUACUAUUGAGAAGCGCCUCUCCAAUGGAUACUAUAAACGGCCCUGUGACUUCUUGGCGGAUAUCAAGCGACUAGCCAAAGAUGCACGCCAACUUGGCGACCAAGAGAGAAUUUUGAGAGCCAACGAGCUUCUAUCCAACGUUGAAGUUGAUAUUUCCACCAUUGAGCAGGCUGAGCCGCAGCUCGUCGCGGAAUGCGAGAACGUCUACAUCCGGGAGCUGGAGAGGGAAAAGGCUGCAGCUGAAAAGGCCAAAAGGGCCGAAGAAGCAGAACAAGGCUUCACGGCUCGUACAGCAAACCACAACGUACCGCAUGGUAAUACCGAGUCCGGUCCUUCGAGUGGCCCUGUAGUGCUGGGUGAGACCUUCCCCGAUCUCGGACCCAAGGAACAGGCCAGACCGGUGACGCCGUCACGAAACUCAACAGUGAGCUUCUUGACCAACGGGUAUCAUCAAGGCGGCGGCUCAGAUCUAAAUGAUCUGAGUGUCCAAGGACAUACAAGCAACGGGUCGCAUGAUUCGAGGCCUGAUGGGGAUGGGGAUGUCUACAUGACUAAUUCGGAAAACCAUUCGGGCACGAGAGACACACAGGGCAGCUCAUUUGGACCUUCUGCGCAACCAAAACCGGCCUAUUCACACACAGCACCUUCUCAGCAGAUAAGACGGGAGUCGGGUCUCUCGAGUUUCUCACAGAGGGGGCCGAUGACUCCAAUGGCACCUGGAUCUCAGCCACACGAUUACGCCAACGAGGCUUCUACUACGCAGACAACAUCAGGCCAAAAAUCAUCGGACCAGUCCUCUCUCCGUCCAAACUACACUCAAAGUCCUGUCGUUGGCCCAGGGUUGAGGCACGAUUUCCCGGACCUCACCCAAUACCCAGACCGGCUAGGAUUAGAAGAGCAUCUACCAGAUACCCAGCAGGGUGACAGCAGCCAGCUAUCCCCAAAGCCACGCGAGUCUCUCGCUGGAAAUGCGGAUUCGCAGCCCGAACACCAUGUGAAUGGCAGUCAGUCACAGUUGAAGACACAGCCGCCGGUGCCUCUUUUCGAUGGAACUGCCAAAACAUCAUCUCAUCCGCUAGCUAACCUCCAAUCCAUCCUAAAUAACGAGGAUUCAACACCAACGCUAAUCCUGGACUCCGACUACGUUCAGAACCUGCAUGAGCAACUCACCCAGCGAACCAGUGGCUGUUCGGUGGAGCAGCUCGAGCAGAUCAAUACUAGCCUAAUGGAUUAUUUGUGGCGCACACGUGGCGAAUGGAACCGCAGCAAGGUGGCUGCUGGAAUCCGUGACACGUUUAAUGAGAUCCUCGAAGACAUGCAGGCGAUGCAGGAGAUUGGCCCCAUCAGCCAGAGGACGAAGGAACAGUUGGGUUCAUCAUUCGAACACUUGUAAACUAUGCUGCAUUUUCGACGGCCAAGAUACGUCUCUGGCACUCUCACCUCUACCCUGUCCAUCCCGGUUUUGCCUUCCUCCCUUCACUCUCUCUUGUUCCUGCCCAGUAUUUCCCUCCUUUUGGUAUUAGGGCUGAAUUGGGAUGUUUGUGUACUUUUGACAUUGGACUCAUGUAAUGAAACCAACGUUGACCCUAGCCUUUUUUUACCCUCUUUGUUCUUCUACUUUCAGACUAUACCUAUCUUGUUUUGCAAUUCUUCUCUUAUUUAUCGCCGGAAUGGCCAUUCCUUGAAAGCCUAUAGUGUUGUUUCUUUUGGUUGGUUGUUACGGCGGAUUCUAAGGGCUGGGUUUUUCCUUUUGAGCGAACGUGAGCUCGUACCUGUAUGCGCGAAGACAUCUCUGUUACCUGAACUUUUUUAUUUUUUUU